Messenger RNA from Arctia plantaginis, 1191 nucleotides. Lineage: Eukaryota; Metazoa; Arthropoda; Insecta; Lepidoptera; Erebidae. The record is from the annotation of a GenBank genome assembly.
AUGCCUGCAGGACCGUCUACAAUGGACUCGGCACGAGAAAAAUCCUUCCAAGACUACAGGAAGAAAUUAAUGGAACACAAAGAAGUGGAAUCUAGGCUCAAAGAAAUGAGAGAUAAGUUGAAGGAAGUAACGAAACAAUAUGAUAAGAGUGAGAAUGACCUGAAGGCUCUACAAAGUGUUGGUCAAAUUGUUGGAGAAGUCCUCAAACAACUAACUGAAGAGAAAUUCAUUGUAAAAGCCACAAAUGGGCCCCGUUAUGUUGUUGGAUGCCGUCGUCAGCUGGACAAACAGAAGCUCAAAGGUGGCACUAGAGUAGCUCUAGACAUGACCACGCUGACUAUCAUGAGGCAUUUGCCUAGAGAGGUGGACCCUCUAGUGUACAACAUGAGUCAUGAGGACCCUGGCGAUGUCACAUAUUCAGCUAUCGGAGGACUCCAAGAGCAAAUCAGACAGCUCAGAGAGGUGAUUGAACUGCCAUUGAUGAACCCAGAACUAUUUGUUCGAGUUGGUAUCACACCACCGAAGGGAUGCUUACUCUACGGACCACCUGGUACAGGAAAGACUCUGCUGGCUAGGGCAGUGGCAUCCCAGCUAGAUGCUAACUUCUUGAAGGUCGUGUCCUCAGCCAUUGUAGACAAGUAUAUCGGAGAAUCAGCUCGUCUUAUCCGUGAGAUGUUCAACUACGCUCGGGACCAUCAACCUUGCAUCAUUUUCAUGGAUGAAAUUGAUGCUAUUGGCGGACGUCGAUUCUCGGAGGGCACAUCGGCUGACAGAGAGAUCCAGAGAACUUUGAUGGAACUGCUCAACCAGAUGGACGGCUUUGAUUCCCUGGGACAAGUCAAGAUGAUUAUGGCGACCAACAGGCCCGACACGCUGGACCCUGCCUUACUGAGACCUGGAAGGCUGGAUAGGAAGAUUGAGAUUCCGUUGCCAAAUGAACAGGCCAGAUUGGAAAUUCUGAAGAUCCACGCAGCUCCAAUAGCGAAGCACGGCGAGAUGGACUACGAGGCGGUUGUGAAGCUCUCCGACACAUUCAACGGAGCUGAUCUCAGGAAUGUGUGCACCGAGGCUGGACUCUUCGCUAUACGGGCCGAGAGAGAAUAUAUUAUCCAGGAGGAUCUAAUGAAAGCUGUGCGCAAAGUAGCCGAUAACAAGAAGCUGGAGAGCAAACUCGACUACAAACCCGUUUAA